CGUCAGGAAGGAGGAAGGCGCACAGCAGCUGCUGUACCUUCAUUCCUGUCAGUGUGGACUCUGUGUGAGCUGCUCCUCUCCUCUCCCGUGUGUCUGUCCGUCCAUGUCCACUGCGUAAACCUGCGGGAUAAUUCUGCUGUUUCACCGGAUCCCAGUGCUGUGGAAUGAGUUUUAUCACCAACUGGAGGCGAAGCGUGAAGAAAAAUGAUAGUAAAAAGGAUGCCGUGCAGGCAGAAGACAUACCUGACAGCCCGGACUCCCUGAGCCAGUUGUCAAUCAUAAACACUCCAGAAUUGGAUUCCGUCAUCACAAACUUCGGGUUACAGCUGUCGGAACAAAAAGAUGCUCUGGAAUCAACAGAUCCAUCAAAUGGGUGUUCCCGGUCAGACCUGUCGCUGGCUCUGGAGGACUGCAUGGAUGCCCUGGAUCUGUUCCUCAGAAACCACUUUGAGGAGGCGCAGGCCCGGCUCAGAUGCAGAACCAAAGACAGCAUGUACCACGCUCUGACCUAUGCCACCAUCCUGGAGAUGCAGGCCAUGAUGACCUUUGAACCCCAACACAUUCUGUCUGCAGGAAACACUAUGAAGGAGGCCCAGGCUCUCUGUCAGCGGCACCGCAAGAAGUCAAGCUUCUCCAAAAACUUCACAGAAGAGGAACUUCACGCGGAAGUUUGUUACGCCGAGUGUCUCCUGCAGAGGGCAGCACUCACCUUCCUUCAGGAUGAAAACAUGAUCAGUUUCAUCAAAGGGGGAAUCAAAGUGAGGAACAGCUACCAGACAUACAAAGAGCUUCACACAGUCCUCCAGUCCUCUGGCUACAGUCAUGGUGACAACCAUGGCCAUUUUGAGGGUGGUGUUAAACUGGGAGUAGGAGCCUUUAAUCUAAUGAUUUCCAUGUUGCCCACGCGGACGCUCAAGCUGCUGGAGUUUGUCGGUUUCUCUGGAAAUAAGGAGUUUGGUCUUCAGCAGCUUCAGGAGGGCUCUGCAGAUAGCACAUUCAGGUCCUUCCUUUGUAACAUGCUGCUGCUCUGUUAUCACACCUUCAUGAGUUUCAUACUGGGCACUGGAGAAGGAGAUGUGGAAGAUGCAGAGAAACUGCUGCAGCCAUAUCUCAAAAAAUAUCCUAAGGGAUCAAUCUUCUUGUUCUUCGCUGGUCGAAUAGAAGUGAUCAAAGGCAACUUGGAUGACGCCAUCAAGCAUUUUGAGGAGUGCUGUGAGGUGCAGCAGGAGUGGAAGCAGUUCCACCACAUGUGUUACUGGGAGCUGAUGUGGUGCUUCACGUACAAAAGGCACUGGAAGAUGGCCUACUUCUAUGCUGACCUGCUCAGCAAGGAGAACUCCUGGUCCAAGGCUACUUAUGCGUAUAUGAAAGCAUCUUACCUCAGCAUGUUGACUCCUGAUGAUUGCCUAACCUUCGGGGAGACUGCGUUCACUCUGUUCAGGCAGGUCCCAGGGCUGAAGCAGAAAAUAGCGGGGAAAUCUUUACCAACAGAGAAGUUUGCCAUCAGGAAAGCCCGUCGCUACGUCGCAGAAAACCCCAUUCCUCUUCCGGCUCCUCCACUGGAGAUGAUGUACAUCUGGAACGGCUAUACAGUCAUUGGCAAACACAAAGACCUGACUGAGGGCAUGCUGAAAACUCUGGAUGAGGCACAAGCUAAACUUGAGAGCAGCACAAGGACUGAGUUCUCCAUAGAUGAUCAGUGUCUUCUGAGCCUCUUAAAGGGACUGUGUCUCAAACACCUUGGCCACCAGGAGGAGGCUGAACACUACUUUACCCUCAUCCUCUGCAAUGAGUCUCAGAUCAAGUAUGACCACUACCUGGUUCCCAAUGCCCUGCUGGAGCAUGGCCUACUGUGUCUGGAGCAAGGCAGAACAAGUGAAGCUAUCAAACUCCUAGAAACAGCAAAGCAAAAUUACAAAAACUACUCGAUGGAAUCACGGACACACUUCCGUAUUCAGGCUGCUCUGCACAAGGCCAAGGGUGCGGCGGAGAAUGGCACCCAUGUUCCCUCCAGCCCAUAACAGACAGAGGAGGGCACACUAGAGCUGAGACAGCUUUCUGUUUCCACAGUCCCACAAUGCAACACUCAGCCCAGCCCAGACCUUUCGGGCAGAUGAUUUGUUUUUCCAACAGGAGGGUAGGGGAAGAGGGAUGCUUGUUUUUUGUGUGUAUGCCGAUUGCAGCUCUACGUGGCCCUGAUUGGGUAGGGCAGGUUUGCUACGACCCCUUCCAGAAUAAUAUUGUGAUAACUCCACUUCCUAGUGUGAUUUGAAAUAGAGACAAGAUGAGAAAUGUGCCUAUAUUUAUGAAACAUUGGUUUUAGCAGAAGGGAGUUACAAAGUUAAUUUCACUUUAUAACCUGUUGUAAUGUGACAAAUAAACUACCUUCUACCUUC
Micropterus salmoides (largemouth bass) is the source of this 2396-nucleotide messenger RNA. RefSeq names its product tetratricopeptide repeat domain 39A (gene ttc39a). The record is from RefSeq and is a predicted model, not a curated record. The coding region runs from base 165 to 2021 and encodes 618 amino acids. Gene Ontology annotation, molecular function: protein binding. NCBI's taxonomy places the organism in Eukaryota, Metazoa, Chordata, Actinopteri, Centrarchiformes, Centrarchidae. The transcript has 21 exons.